Messenger RNA from Hemisphaericaspora subhashii, 285 nucleotides. RefSeq lists its product as uncharacterized. The transcript has 2 exons. The record is from RefSeq and is a predicted model, not a curated record. Lineage: Eukaryota; Fungi; Ascomycota; Pichiomycetes; Serinales; Debaryomycetaceae. Bases 1 to 285 code for a protein of 94 amino acids.
AUGAGAUUAGUAUCCCAAGGAGAGUAUAACCAAGCAUUAAACGAAGCCUUUAACAGAAAUAACGGUACUAUUAAGACCCUGGGGAUUAUGGCAAUGAAAAUUUACUAUAAUUUUGUCAAAAUGCAUAUCGAUUCAUCAGCAGUUAGACCGUUUCAAAUAAAUCCUAAUGUUUCAAACGAUACGUUCCUGAAAUGGACCAGUUCAUUACUCCAACAGCAAUCACAACCGCAGAAUAAUUCCAUUGGGACACUACACAAAGAUAAAGGUGAUUUGGUUCGCUACUGA